CUAACUCACAAUCCUCGGCAAUAAUCACGUGCCCUAGCCCUGUUUACAUCUCGUGACCUUAUCAUGGGAAAAUAUGCGUUUGGCCUUAUCAAAUAGAUCUAACCGUGGGGAAAACCCUGUAUUUUCUAUUUUCACUUUCGUUUUCUUGUAUGGCGAUUUUAAGGUUUAGCUUUUAGCACCAGCUGUUUUCACGUUCGUUCCUUGCAUUGAAGAUUAAUGGUAGCUAGUGGUUAAUGUUUUAGAACAGAACGCAAGCCGUACAAGUUUAUAAUGGAAGACUUCGACCGUGGGAUCACCUGCAGCAUCUGUUUGUCCAAUUUCAGAAAACCCAAAAUCAUCGACUGUCACCAUACCUAUUGUGAGACAUGCCUGGAUGAUUAUAUAAACAAAUUUGCCGUGGACGAUAAUUUUGAUUGUGCACUGUGUAGGCGAACCAUCGCAGUACCUCGAAACGGUGCCAAGGAUUUUCCGGUUAAUUUUUAUGUUGAAGACCAGGAAAUAGCAAAUAAAAAGGAAGAAUUUUGUGUUGAACAUGGCAACCAAAUACUGGAUGGUUACUGCUCGGAUUGUCAACUUGUUGUUUGUCGUAAGUGUAAGGAGACAGAUCACCAAACCCACGAUUGUCAGAGUCUACAAGGUAUCCGACAAACUUUCGUUCUCGAAUUAAAAACACUGAAACAGGAACUGGCAGAUAAGAUUCCUCAAUUUCAGUCCUACUCAGAUUUUUUCAGAACAAGAAUAUCGCAGAAAAAGAAAUCUACUGAACGACUCUGCACCGAAGUUGACAAACAAGUGAAUAGAAUUUGCCAAACAACCCACAAACAAGGUGACGAAAUGAAAGACAUUCUGAAGAAAACCCUAGCUGAAGAACUGAUGACCCUGGAUGCCAUGCUUGUUGAAGCUAAAAGAAAUUUGUUUUCUAUUAAAUCAUUACACACUAUGACAUCACAGAUUUUGAAAGAAGCCUCAACAGUGGAAAUGAUCAACAGCAUGGAUAUCAUUCGAAUGGAAAAGGAAGACGUAUGUCCGAGAGAUGUGAAGACGUCAGAGGUACCCAUUUUACCAGUUCCCGAGUUCCAUCCUGGCGACUUUAGCACUGAAAGUUUAUCCCGAUUGAUUGGUCUUUUAAAUGUUGCAUUUCAAAACAAUUUUAAUAUUCACGAGAUCGGGGAAAUAUGGACAAACAACCCGGGCUAUAACUUGGGCAAAUUAUCUUGGUCCGUGGGUGUCGUUGCUAGAUCGGAAAGAUUGAGCAUAAGCUUGGAUAUGGUCAAUAAAGAAAUAAAAUCCUGCAAUUGUCAAUUCACAUUGAAACUCAUCAACAGAGACGAUGAUGAACGUUCUCUCAUUGAGCGCGGAGAUAAAACAUUUACAUCUCAUUACGAUAUGAGUUAUUAUGAAUGGGAGUCUGUUAUUGACAUGGAUGAGAUUUCUGACCCCGACAUAGGUUUUAUAGAUGAUGAGGGUAACUUUAUUAUUCAUGCUGAUCUUCAUAUUUCUCAUAUUGUAUUGUUAAAAGAUUUAUAAAGCCCGGUUGGAGCUGACUUGCCGUAACGCUCUAUUUUAUUCUUCCAUUAUAUUGACAAAUUUAGAAGAGCCGGCUUUACGUUCACACGAGACCAACUACCGUAUUUAGGUAUUAACAUGGUGCCUUUUUAUUUAGGUACCAACAUACCCUCUUUUUUAUCGUCGACUUAUUUUAUUUCGAGACUAACAUAUGGUUUAAUAGUAUUUCAACAAUCCGCUUGUGCGUAGGGGUCUUUAGAUGGGGGUCCGGAGAAAAUCCACGAGGUUGGACAGGCGAUCCUUCUUGUUACGUACAUGUGUGGGAUUGAAACCAGGCCACAUGACUCCAUGACAGAUCUGAAAUGAAAUGAAAUGGGGUUUAACGUCCUACCGACUCCAUGACAGACCUUAUGAUCUAAAGUGCACACAUUAGGCAAUUGUUAACAAGUUGAUUAAAUGUUUUUACGCUAAAAUUAUCUUUAUUAUUAUGGUCCUGUCAUUGAUGUUUAUUUUCAAGUUGCAGACAGACCACCAUUAAAUUUCACCAUCUCGGUAUCCACAAAUUGUAGUUCGUCUAUUUAUAGCAUUUCUCUUUCUGUCUCCUUUCUGCCCUUUUACGUGCCCAUUUUUGUUGAUUUGUUGGUCUAGAAUGGACGACAAGGGUUUCAAUUAACAUUUUAUGCCUGGUUGUGGUAAAUAUUUAUGAUUUUUUGGCAGAAGGAUAACGGGGUUAUCAGGUUGGCUACAGUGAUAUGCACGCAACUAGUUACAUGUUUUAGUAUAACCAUUUGUUCCUCUGUCUGUAGUGAAAGGCAUUCAGCCCAACCAAAAUUUGGGGAAAAGUUGGAUGUGGGCAAAGAGGCCAGAAUUAACAUUGAAGUCAAUGGGGAAAUUAAUGGUGGUCUGCCUCCAGUUAAGUGCUUUUUCUAACUAGAGUUGCUUCCCUUAGUAUAGCUCUACUGGAAAAGCACGUAUAACCGAUUCCAAGUAAUCCAAAUACUACAUCUAAUAUAUACUACAAAAAUUGUUAAAAGCAGUAACAGGGCACAUUUUCUUCCUUUGACGUUCUUAUCCCCGGAACAACUUACGAUUUCUUUAGGAAUAUUUGUAUAGUACUGGGAAAACCCCUACGUACUAAUAUUACAAAUUUAUAUACCCCCCAUCCCACACCCUGUAAAUAUACAAGAUUAAAUAUGUAUAUUUUGCACUUUUUAAUUUAAGGGAAUUUUAUACCCUCUAAUAUUUUAUUACAAUUAUUGUACUUUAUUUUUUCUUUAUGUGUUCAUAUAGUUUAGUAUAAUUAUCAAACAAGACGAAUAAAUAAUUUCAUGCGCGAUACACACCUGGAAUCACAGAAAUAUUUUCGAUGGCUUACCAACUAGGAGGUCCCUCUAUAGUUCAUCGUAAGUCGCAAGCAUUGAUAACCUGUUAAUAUUGAUAAACUCUUACUAUUGAUAACCUGUUUAUAUUGUUAACUUGUUUAUAUUGAUAACCUGUUUAUAUUGAUAACCUGAUAAUAUUGAUAACCUGUUUAUAUUGAUAACCUGUUUGUAUUGAUAACCUGUUUAUAUUGAUAACCUGUUUAUAUUGAUAACCUUAUUUUUAUUGAUAAAAUAUUUAUAUUGAUAACCUGUUUAUAUUGAUAACCUGCUUGUAUUAAUAACCUGCUUGUAUUAAUAACCUGUUUAUAUUGAUAACUUGUUUUUAUUGAUAACCUGUUUAUAUUGAUAACCUGUUUAUAUUACACCUUCGACACCCCGUACCAAGCUCCAUGUAAGGAACCGGAUAUUACUUAUUCUAUAGUCAAUAUGCCCCUGAAACUGCUUGC
Patella vulgata (common limpet) is the source of this 3334-nucleotide messenger RNA. RefSeq names its product tripartite motif-containing protein 2. Bases 271 to 1527 code for a protein of 418 amino acids. Gene Ontology annotation, cellular component: nucleoplasm; chromatin. Gene Ontology annotation, molecular function: protein binding; zinc ion binding; ubiquitin-protein transferase activity. The transcript has 2 exons. The record is from RefSeq and is a predicted model, not a curated record. Gene Ontology annotation, biological process: positive regulation of DNA-templated transcription. Lineage: Eukaryota; Metazoa; Mollusca; Gastropoda; Patellidae.